Molecule: messenger RNA, 1110 nt
Organism: Camelina sativa (false flax)
Lineage: Eukaryota; Viridiplantae; Streptophyta; Magnoliopsida; Brassicales; Brassicaceae
Source: RefSeq, a predicted model, not a curated record
AUGAGGUAUGUUCCUAAAAGCUUAAAGGGUUUGGUUCCCAUGCUUUUGAACCGUCUCAUGCUGGCACAAACUCCCACAAGCGUCCCCCCCAUGGGACACCUUUUUACAAGCUCAACCGCGUCUUCCGCUAGAGCCGCUUUUGGCCACCCACUGGUCGAGGAUAUCGUGAAGUUUGACUUCAAGUAUGAGUCCACCUUGUGUAACAAUGGGCAUCUAGCUUGUUUCGUGUGCUGCAUCAAAUUGAAGAAGAGAUGCUCGUUCUGCAAAUUGCCUAUAGGGGAUGUUCGAUGCAGAGCCAUGGAGAAGGUCAUAAAAGCAGGGUUAGUCUCAUGCUCAAAUGCAAUGUACGGGUGUAAAGAGAGCACCGCCUAUGGAAACAAAUUACUAAGCCAUGAGAGAGUGUGUGUUUUCGCGCCAUGUUCAUGCCCCGUUAAGGAUUGUAACUACAUUGGCUCCUACAAGGAUCUCAACAGCCAUUUUCGUGGUGCACACAAACGGAGUCCGGGUUACAUAUUCGGCUUGGAGCUAAGACGUUCAAUAAUAUUCUGCUUGGAGCAGGACGUUAGUGAUCAGAUGAUCAUUUUUCAAGAAGAGAAAGAAGGUGAUGUGAUUGUAGUUGAAAGUUUCACCGGAUCAGAAGGGGUGUAUGUGACUGUGAGCCAUAUAGCGCCUACGGUUCCGGGAGUACGCAAAUUCUCCAGCAGCCUAGCCAGAAUCCAAGAGCAUAGCACACUAAGGCUGGGGUUGCGGGUGAAGAAUAUUCAGAAAUGGAGAAAGCUAGAAGAGCAGCCUGAAGAUGACUUUCUAUUGAUCCCAUCUUAUAUGUUGAGUGGUGUUCAUAUUAAGAUGGAGAUUAGCAUCGGCAAUGAAGAUGCCUAUGUUCAUGUCUGAGCUAUGUUCGGUCAGUAGAAGUAGGGAACUCUGCUAGGUAAUGGGUCAUUGAGUUUGAUUUUGUAGUUUCAUGCAUUGCAUUUACAAUGAGUUAUCAUAAUUUAUGGAAUAGACAUUUCCAUCCUCUUAUAACAGUUUUUUGCAUUGCAUAUAUGAACUUCCGGAGGACCAAACAACAACAUCUCCUCAAUUUCUUGUUAACUAGAGCUGCUUUUCGAA